Carlito syrichta (Philippine tarsier) is the source of this 3609-nucleotide messenger RNA. It is a transcript of the gene CRAMP1, whose product is annotated as cramped chromatin regulator homolog 1. The record is from RefSeq and is a predicted model, not a curated record. The transcript has 20 exons. The coding region runs from base 348 to 3596 and encodes 1082 amino acids. Gene Ontology annotation, biological process: pattern specification process. Gene Ontology annotation, molecular function: chromatin binding. Gene Ontology annotation, cellular component: nucleus. NCBI's taxonomy places the organism in Eukaryota, Metazoa, Chordata, Mammalia, Primates, Tarsiidae.
CGCAGAGCAAGAGGCCCAGGAAGGACCCGCCCGGCGCGGUGGGGAGCAGCGGCGCGGGCAGCUCGGGGCCCCGCGGAAAAGGAACCGAAGGUGGUGGAUCAUCAUCUGGAAAUGUGUCUGGGGUUGCCUCCGUUGCCCCUGCAGGGGGCUCACGUGCCUCCUCCCGGAACUUAGGGUCUUCCGGUGGCGAGAAGGAAGAAGGCAAAAAGGUCCGGCGGCAGUGGGAGUCAUGGAGCACAGAGGACAAGAACACCUUCUUCGAGGGGCUGUAUGAGCACGGGAAAGACUUUGAAGCGAUCCAAAACAACAUUGCUCUGAAGUACAAGAAGAAAGGCAAACCUGCAAGCAUGGUGAAGAACAAAGAGCAGGUCCGCCACUUCUACUACCGCACCUGGCACAAGAUCACCAAGUACAUCGACUUCGACCAUGUGUUUUCUCGGGGACUGAAGAAGUCAUCCCAGGAACUGUAUGGCCUGAUCUGCUAUGGCGAGCUGCGCAAGAAGAUUGGGGGCUGUAUGGAUGACAAGAAUGCAACAAAGCUGAACGAACUCAUUCAGGUUGGGGCCACCACUGUACGUUACAAAGGCAGGAACCUGCGGAUCAAAGCACCAAUGUGCCGGGCCCUGAAGAAGCUCUGUGACCCAGAUGGCUUGAGUGACGAAGAGGACCAGAAGCCAGUGCGUCUGCCCCUGAAAGUCCCUGUAGAGCUACAGCCACGAAACAACCACGCCUGGGCUCGUGUACAGAGCCUCGCCCAGAACCCGCGCCUCAGGAUGAUUGUGGAGCUACAUCGAAAGGUCUCCAGCCUCAUUGAAUUCUUGAAGCAGAAGUGGGCACUCCAUGAAGUGAGGAUUCGGAAGACACUUGAGGAACGGCAGCUGCAGGACUCAUGUGCAGAACCGACGCAGGAGAAGGUGACUCUGCACCUUUUUCCAGGAGAGAACUGCACACUGACGCCACUGCCAGGUGUGGCCCGAGUGGUGCACUCCAAGGCCUUCUGCACCGUGCAUUGGCAGGAGGGCAACCGGUGCAAGCAGAGUACCAAGGACACUCAUGCGCUGCCUCCAGCCCAGAUCCUGGGCAUCCAGAGCGGGCAGGGCACAGCCAGGGGCCAACUGAAGUGCCCACGGGGUGGUGCUGAGGGCAGGGGUGCCGGGCGACCCCCUCCUGCUGCUGAUGCCUCGCAGAGUUCUGGGGAGAGUUCCCCUGAAAGUGCCCCUGGGGAAGGGACUGCCCCAAACCUAAGCAGCCCAGACGCUCCUGAUAGACCUCCUCCAGGGUACCAGGACGCCGGGCUAUGUCUAGAGAAGACCCCUGCAGUGGCUCCUGCAGAGAGCGGGGAUGGCCCCGCCCAGGAACUGGGGACGUUGCCAUGUGCCUGCAGCCAGUUCCCAGACCUGGAGGAUGAGCUCUCGCUGCUAGACCCCUUUCCCCGCUACCUGAAGUCCUGUCAGGACCUCAUUGUCCCUGAACAGUGCCGCUGUGCAGACACAUGGCCUGGGAGACAGCACCCUCCUCCUGGUGGGGUAGCCUCCCCAGAGGCUCUCGGUCCCAGCAGCAGGGAAUCUGCUGACCUCGCCCUACCUGGCCCAGACCCGCAGCUCAGCCCUGGCCCCAAGCUCCCGCCAGAUGUUUGCACUAAAGACUUGGCAGAUGCACCUACAGAGGAGCCCCAGGAGAAGGGAAGCCCCUCAGAGCCUCUACUGCCUCAGGGACAGCCUGCCCCUAGGCCGCCAAAGGAGGUUCCCGCUAGCCAGCUGGCCCAGCAGCUCCGUGAGGAGGGCUGGAACCUGCAGACCUCCGAAAGCCUUACACUGGCCGAAGUCUACCUCAUGAUGGGCAAGCCGAACAAGCUGCAGCUGGAGUACGACUGGCUGACCGUGUUGGGACCUGAGGGCCAGGCCCCCGGAGGGCGGGGACAGGACCCUCGCCCUGGCUCUCCACCCGCUGCCUUCCAUAAGCAGCGCCUCCUCAGCUGCCUCCUGAAGCUCAUCUCCACCGAGGUCAACCCAAAGCUGGCUCCAGAAGCAAAUGCCAUGUCCACAGCCUCGGUGAGGCCUUCCCAGGAGGAGCAGUCAAUGACACCCCCAGGGAAGGUGGUUACCAUCAGCUCCCGCAGCCCCCGCUGCCCUCGGAACCAGGCCACCCUCCGCAGCAGCAAGACAUUCUCGCCCAGCUCUGCACCAUGCUCCUCAGUUUUGAGAAACCCUCCAAGACCACUCUUGGUGGCUGGUCCCUCUAGCACAGGAGGCAGUGACUCAGAUGGUGGCCUUUUUGCUGUCCCAACAACUCUGCCACCGAACAGCCGACACGGGAAGCUCUUCUCUCCCAGUAAGGAAGCAGAGUUGACUUUCCGUCAGCAUCUGAACUCAGUCAGCAUGCAGUCGGAUUUCUUCUUGCCAAAGCCCAGGAAAUUGCGGAACCGGCAUCUGAGGAAGCCAUUGGUGGUCCAGAGAACACUGCUUCCUAGACCGUCUGAGAGUCUGCCCCACAACGUUUGUUCCUUCUCCAUCCUGCCUAAUUCUUCCAUAACUGGGAGAGGUUCAUUCCGGCCCAUCCAGUCUUCUCUGACCAAAGCAGCUCUGUCUCGGCCAAUCGUGCCCAAGGUCCUUCCACCCCAGGCCACAAGUCACUUGGCCAGCGCUAUCGACUUAGCAGCUACCAGUGCCGGCAUCAUCCCCGGGAGCCCCCUUCCUGCCUUGGACACUGAGGGCUUGUCUGGCAUCUCUCCACUAUCCUCAGAUGAGGUGACAGCUGCCGUCUCAGGUCAGGACUCCACUGGAACCCACCAAAAUGGAGACCCCAUUCCCACUGUGGGGGGUACGAGCGACCCAUUUGUCAGCGUCCCCUCGAGGCCUGAGCAGGAGCCAGUGACGGACAGUUUCCAGGGCUCUUCUGUUCUCUCCUUGUCUGAGCUGCCCAAGACUCCUCUUCAGAAUGGCCUCUCCACAUCACUGUCCUCAUCAGAGGGCUCCAGCACCCGGCUUUCUCCGCCAGACGUCUCUGCUCUGCUGGACAUCUCCCUGCCCGGCCCACCCGAGGAUGCACUCUCCCAGGGGGAGCCCACCACACACAUCAGCGACUCCAUCAUUGAGAUUGCCAUCAGCUCCGGCCAGUAUGGUGAAGGGGUCCCUCUUUCUCCAGCAAAACUGAAUGGUAGUGACAGUUCCAAGAGUCUUCCCUCCCCAUCCAGCAGUCCCCAGCCAAACUGGAUCGCCUCUCCCACCCACGACCCCCAGUGGUACCCCAGUGACUCCACAGACUCCUCGCUCAGCAGCCUGUUUGCAAGCUUCAUCUCCCCAGAGAAGAGCCGGAAGAUGCUACCUACUCCCAUUGGGACCAACAGUGGCACCUCCUUGCUGGGGCCUAGCUUGUUGGAUGGAAACUCACGGGACUCAUUUGUGUCCAGGUCCCUGGCUGAUGUCACAGAGGUUGUGGAUUCCCAGCUGGUGUGCAUGAUGAAUGAGAACAGCAUCGAUUACAUAUCCCGGUUCAAUGACCUGGCGCAAGAGCUGGCCAUUGCUGAGCCUGGCCGCCGAGAGGUUCUGUUUGAUGGUGGUGGAGGUGGCCCCCCCCUCAGCGACAUGUCCCAGUGACUACAUCUCAUGG